This is a messenger RNA of Protopolystoma xenopodis, 546 nucleotides long. The record is from the annotation of a GenBank genome assembly. NCBI's taxonomy places the organism in Eukaryota, Metazoa, Platyhelminthes, Monogenea, Polystomatidea, Polystomatidae.
AUGGCAAUAUGUUCUCUGCCUGCCAAACGAGGCGAUUGCUUGCUGAGCCGGGAAAUGUGGUAUUUUGACACAAGACGGGGAAUUUGUGACCGCUUCUUCUAUUCCGGCUGCGGAGGCAAUUCAAAUCGUUUCAGCACUAAACAUCGUUGUCAGGCGAGAUGUCAACUUUCGUUACUGUCCAAGCAGAAUUCAACCUCCCUGGAACUGCUAACGUCGCCCGACGCAACUGUGCCGAGCGUUCGUUGGGAGAUGACUUGGGCUGAUCUACUCAGAGAUGCUCCUGACAACGUAGGAAAUGAUCAGCUGACCAGAGAGACUUCAGAGGAGCAGACCAACGAGGCAGGGAGUAUAGCGUCUUCCUUGAUCGAGUUGGAAGGUGUAAAUGAGCCGUUUGAGCCGAGAAUUAUAAGUGAGUCGAUCCCUCAUCCACCCAACCUGGCAUUCCGUUAUACCAGACUUCAUUUUUACAAUCCCCUGCAGCCUGGUUUCAUGUCUUGUGCACGUGCAAUGCUCAUUAUUCAGUCGAGAUGUAAGCUGCCUAUUUAG